This is a messenger RNA of Scophthalmus maximus (turbot), 1986 nucleotides long. It is a transcript of the gene cd22, whose product is annotated as cd22 molecule. Lineage: Eukaryota; Metazoa; Chordata; Actinopteri; Pleuronectiformes; Scophthalmidae. The coding region runs from base 635 to 1825 and encodes 396 amino acids. The record is from RefSeq and is a predicted model, not a curated record. The transcript is spliced from 7 exons.
UCACAGUUUGACCUCUGAAUGAGUUCCUUCUCUCUGAGAGUCGAGGUCACCCUGCUGCCAUGACUGCAUAAAUGGCACAUCCCUUCCUCUGCACACUUUGUUUUUCGCGAUGUGGUUCCCGCCGUGGGACCGUAUCCAGCUGAAAGAGGAAGGCUAGAUUCAGGCCCCUCGCUUCCUGAUUGGAAAACAUGAGCACGAAGCAGAGCCGUGGCCGCAGGUCUGUGAGGCUCGGCAGCAUCGACGCGCAAACAGGCUCAGAGAGACCAAGACAUCCUGCUGAUGUGCACUCGGAGUUUCCGCAGAAGGGCAAUAAAAGAAGCACACGUGAAAAGGGAAGUAACGAAAGCAGCACGCCGGACGCGGGAAAUAGAGUGUUUGACGCACAUUUUGAUACAGUCCAACUUUCUUGGGUGUUUCUUGCUGACGCCCACUUUUUAUCAGCAGCUGAUCUCAUGCGUGAUGAGGUGGUACAGCGAAGGAAGGCACCGCGUCUCAGGGCCUCGCUUUUCUCGGUCCAUCUCAACCUUUGGAUUUGCAUAGUCAGCAGGGUUGUUCUGUUUCUGUCGUCCUCCGCUUCCUGGUCCGCGCUGUUCCCGGUCACGCUCGCUCAUGAGCACCCAAGUCAAACGCUGAAAUGGAGAAGACGGUCACGGUGCUGGUGCUUCUGAUCACGACGGAGGGAAUUGGAGGUUCUGGUUGGUCAGUGACCUUUGAAAACCCGGACCCUUGUGCUGUGAAGGGCUCGUCGGUGGCGUUCAGGUGCUCAUACAGCUAUAGAGAGGGGGAAACUGUCAGAGAGACUGCCUGGUCCAAAGGACACAUUAAACAACACAAUUGGAAACGUGUUGAGCUUUCAGAUCUUGCCUCAUAUGAAAAUCGCUCCGUGUACCUCGGUGACCGGCAGCACAACUGCAGCCUCGCAAUCCACGAUGUGCAGGGAAACGACAGUGGAUAUUACUACUUUAGGUUCGAUACGGACACGUACGGCUGGCGUAGCAGGGCUGGUGAAUCAGUCCAUCUUUCUGUCACAGAGCUCAGUGCCAGAGUUCACCCAGAGAGAGUGAGAGCAGGAGACGACGUGACUCUUGAAUGUGGAACAUCCUGCUACCGACCUCCCGGCACCGUCUGGUUCAAAGACGGACGGCCAGUAGCCAACCUGACGUUCCAGGCUCAGCCAGGAGAUUCUGGAAACUACUCAUGCGCUAUCGAAGGACAAGAGUCGGACCCAUCUGACCCCGUGGCUCUGGACGUCCAGUAUGCUCCGUUAAAUAUGUCCAUUGAGGUGAGCCAGCCUGGUGAUGUGGCGGAGGGCAGCAGCGUGAAUCUGACCUGCAGCGCUGUGGCUAACCCCGCGGCGGACAACUACACCUGGUACGGGGCCUCUGUUUCCAGCUCCAGCUCCAGCGCCAUGCUGUGGGUGGGCUCGGGACAGGUGCUGACUCUUCCCCCUGGGAAGGCGUCCCACGCUGGCCUCUACCUGUGCCAGGCCAGGAACAGUGUGGGGGAAAACUCAAGGGAGGUGCUGCUGACAGGGUAUCACACAGACACAGCAGUUAGCCGUGUCAUCCUCUUCGUUGGCAUUGGAGUCAAAUGUGUCAUUCUGCUGUUGCUCUCAGUGUUUAUUAUCUGGGCUUGGAAGAAGAUGCGGAAUUCUGCCGUGGACGAAAUGGAGCAAUGCCACGAUUAUGAAAAUACCAUGAAUAUGAAAAACAUCAACAAUCAUCUCUUCCCAGGACACUUAAAUAACUUGGCAUCUUGCGACCACAACACCUGUGUGUCCAAAGGUGAAUCUAACGAAUAUUCAUCAAUGAUCGCCGUUCAAUAAUCUGUGUGUGUAAACAUCUGAAACCUGUGAACACAACACAACAAUGCUGGCUGCUGUAAUAACUGAUCAUGCUUUUGUAUGUAGGCAUAUUGUCACCUAUCAAAAUGUCAUGACUUAUUUUCUUUGUGUUUUUACAAUCUUUUGAUAAACAAGGAACUGUU